Colossoma macropomum (tambaqui) is the source of this 1314-nucleotide messenger RNA. It is a transcript of the gene ccdc83, whose product is annotated as coiled-coil domain containing 83. The record is from RefSeq and is a predicted model, not a curated record. The coding region runs from base 1 to 1314 and encodes 437 amino acids. The transcript is spliced from 11 exons. Lineage: Eukaryota; Metazoa; Chordata; Actinopteri; Characiformes; Serrasalmidae.
AUGGCAGCAAGUACACGUUCAAGCAUCACAAACAACGGUCAAACAGUGAAGGAGCUCCAGCAGGAUUCACUAGUUAGCCAGUUUUCUCGGAAAACAUCGCUGAAAAUGAGCAAGAAGAGAAGAAAUGAAGACAGAACUACUCUAGCAGAGGCCUUUAUCCAGUUUCAAAUUCAAGUCAAAGGCAAAGAAAUUGAAGAAUUCAACAAUGAAAUAAGUGAGCUGGAAGCCAAGAACCAGAAACUCACUGAGCUGCAGGACCAGCUGAGAGAGGAACAGCUGGCUCAUAUCCGUGAGCUUCAUAAGCAAGCAAAGGAGCAGGAGAAGAAGCUGGAGCAGAGGGAGGUGGUGAACAAGGAGCAGGUGGAACAGGCCCAGCGGCACAACUUAGAGCUUACACACAGCCAGGAGGAAGAGCUAGAAGAGCUGCGCAGGAAGCUGGAAGACCUGAAGCUGCAGGUUACAGAGUGCCAGAAGGAACGGCAGGUGUGGCUGCACUAUAAGAGCGUGGGGAGCAUCGAGCAUCAGCAGCAGAUCCAGAACCUGCAGUCAGAACUAACCGCUCUGCAGAAGAGCUUUGAGGAGAUGUCAGAAAAUAUCAAGCAUUCUCUGGAUGCCACUUUCAAUAAAAUUGACGAGAACACAUCUCAGCUGAUUGAUGAGAAGAAGCAGCGGGCUACGGAGAGAGCAAUAAAACAGCUGGACAAAUCCAGUUGCCAGGAGAUCAAAGAGAAUGACUGGCUUAAGCGAGAGCUUGUUAUCUACCAUAAGGAAGUCUCUAUAAUGGACACAGCGGUGAGGAGACUAGAGGGGGAGAACUUGGAGCACAUGAAGCAAAUUUUCGAGCAUCGCCUUAAUGAUCUGCAGAUAUCAAGGAACGUGUUCCUCACGCAGGCCGCAGGCUUGGAGCAGAUGGACUCAUCCGGUCUGGAACAGUCUGUGCAGAAACUCGCUCUCAUAGAGACAGCAGAGCCGGGAAGCGCCCCCCUGCCUCCCCCCAACUCUAAAUCGGAAGCUAGGGGGGCACAGCGAAAGCAGGCUGUGGAGUUGGAGAAGGAUAAAACAGAUCCCAGCUGCAAGCCCUCCUCCCCUCCCCACGACCUCACCGUGCUCCUCUAUGGCAGCCAGAACGACCUCAGGGAGCUGCUGCAUCUGGGUCCGCUGGAGCAGAAGCUGUUGAGCGUGGUGGGUCAGGCCGUGACCCUGUACCCUUCACCCUCUGACAGUGAGGAUUUAGCCAUGUCGACACACACUGGACCUUCACACACACAAGACUGGGCACUUACCACUCGUACCAUCCGGAGCAAGUUCCAGUAA